AUGGACGUCGCCUUCGCCUUCAUUGCUCCAGCUGCACAGGCUGCGCUGCGAUCCGCCGAACAAGCUAUCGCUCCAGCCGCACAAGCUGCUCUGCGGUCCGCAGAAGAUGUCAUUGCCCCAGCCGCACAAGCUGCUCUUCGGUCCGCCGAGGAAGCCAUCGCCCCGGCCGCACAAGCCGCCCUGCGAUCCGCCGAACCAGCCAUCGCCCCGGCUGCACAAGCUGCUCUGGCAGCCGCUGCCGAUGCUGGCGAAGCUGCAUGGGCUUUCGCGUCCGCGAACCCAGCCGCCGCAGCCUGUGGUGUUGUGGCUCUGGGCGGUUUGGCCAUAGUCGCCGCCCCAGCUGUCAUCACGACCCCUGCGCUGUCCGCCGUCGGCUUUACUCCCGUGGGGCCCGCGGCUGGAACAAUCGCCGCAACUGUUCAGACUGCAAACGUUGCUGCGGGAGGUCUCUUUGCUACCAUGCAAAGCGCCGCCAUGGGGGGAUAUGGGGUCGGGGCGGUUGCUGCCGCUGGUCAGGUAGUUGGAGGUCUGGCUGCCGCAGCAGGAGGGGCGGGAGCUGCAGUUUUUGCACAGAACAACCAAGGACAAGUAAGGGAUUGA
Molecule: messenger RNA, 600 nt
Organism: Chaetomium fimeti
Lineage: Eukaryota; Fungi; Ascomycota; Sordariomycetes; Sordariales; Chaetomiaceae
Exons: 2
Coding region: 1-600 (199 amino acids)
Cellular component (GO): membrane
Source: RefSeq, a predicted model, not a curated record